GAAGCAAGGGGAAAAAAAAGAGAGAGAGAGAGAAAGGCGGAAAGCGGCAAAAUGGGUAGCGGGUGACAUCACCGUCAUUUGCAUAGGCGCGGGGAUAAAACCGCCCCGCCAGCGAGCCGUCUUUAUACUGGCGUGCGGAUCGGCGGCAGCAGCGAGCGGCGGGGCUGAGCAUCACCGCGCGGCGACACCGAGUCACCUGCCAACAUGUCCGACAAACCAGACAUGGCUGAGAUCGAGAAAUUUGACAAGUCCAAAUUGAAGAAGACAGAGACGCAAGAGAAAAACCCGCUGCCUUCAAAAGAAACAAUUGAACAGGAGAAGCAAGCGGGUGAAUCGUAAUGAAAUCUGCCCUUCCAAAUUAUGCACUGUACAUUCCACAAGCAUUGCCUUCUUAUUUUACUUCUUUUAGCUGUUUAACUUUGUAAGAUGCAAAGAGGUUGGAUAAAGUUUAAAAUGACUGUACUGCCCCUUUCACAUCAAAAGAAUAGAGAGAACUACUGACACUGAAUGAAGGCGCUGCCUUUCCCUCUGCCUGUCUGGCUUUGGUCCUGGUGGCAUGAAAGAGCUUGCAUGUUGAUGAAAGAAGAACUUGGGAGGGACUACAGUAAACUAGAGUAACACACGAAUAAAUGCAAAGCUGUACCAAGGUCCUGCGAGCUGUAAAAUGCAGUUAAUCGAGUGCCAUUUUUUUUUUUUUUGUUCAAAUGAUUUUAAUUAUUGGAAUGCACAAUUUUUUUAAUAUGCAAAUAAAAUGUUUUAAAACCUG
Molecule: messenger RNA, 766 nt
Organism: Empidonax traillii (willow flycatcher)
Lineage: Eukaryota; Metazoa; Chordata; Aves; Passeriformes; Tyrannidae
Gene: TMSB4X
Product: thymosin beta 4 X-linked
Exons: 3
Coding region: 205-339 (44 amino acids)
Biological process (GO): regulation of cell migration; actin filament organization
Cellular component (GO): cytoplasm
Molecular function (GO): actin monomer binding
Source: RefSeq, a predicted model, not a curated record